GUCGCCUCAAUGUAUUGUCUAUAUGUUGACGACUACCGGUGCCAACAAUAAUAAUAAUAAUAAUAACACUCCCGGUGUUGUCGGCAACCGUUUUAUCGAAACUGGUCGUACGGAAGUCAUACGGAAUAGCCGUAGUCCCGAUUGGACAGUCAAAGUCCCUGUUGACUAUCGAUUCAAUGAACUACAAGUGCUCCGGUUUGAGGUCUGGGACUACGAUAUAUGUGCCGAUAAUGAACURCUGGGCCGAUUGGAUCUGGACUUAGGACAGUUGAUUACUGCACGCGACGAUGUUAUUAAAAAACGAUUGAGACUACCGUCCGUUCAGCCAACUGUCCAUCAGUUAUCCUCCAAUAGUAGUAGUAGUAGUAGUGGUAGUAAUAAUAAUAAUAAUAAUAAUAAUAAUAAUGAAUUGCAAGCGUAUAGCAAACUUAUGGUUACUGGAGAACUAUGGAUAACCAUCUAUGAGGUAUUGGCCUCCAAACAGACUGUCCAAAUGAAAUUCGAGGCCAAAACACUGCCGCAAAAAGAUUUUUUAGGUUCAUCUGAUCCAUACAUGAUUAUCACUAAAGAAUCACCGGAUGGCCAACACCAGCUGGAAGUCUACCGAAGCGAAACCAUACACAAAACACUGGCACCGGUUUGGUCAGAGUUUACCGUCAGAGUACACGAUCUGUGCGAUUGCGAUCAUUAUCGUCGGCUACGGAUAUCCGUCUACGACUGGGACAGACAUACUAGCGAUGAUUUUAUCGGUGCUGUCAAUACAUCCCUAAAUGAACUGAACAAACAGUUUAUAACUGGCGGUCUGUCCGUACUGGAGCUCAGGAGACAUCCGAAUCUCAAUAGCAAUAAUAAGUCACCGAAAGGUCAGAAAAAAGGUGGCCAAUCAUCGGCUGCGUCGGCGACCGAUAAGUCAUCCAAACGGAAGAGCCUAUUGUUGAAAAGUCUACAUAAACUUCAAUCAUUGGACAUCCAUAACAACCAUAACAACAACAAUGACAAUAACUGUGGACUACUAUUGAUAUCCAAACUACACUAUCGACAGGUGCCUACAUUUGUCGACUAUAUCGGCUCCGGUGGUACACAACUGCACUUUAUGGCGGCCAUCGACUGUACCAGUGAUUCACAGCCAUUUCAUCACCGAUUAUUGCAUACAUCAGCCGCUGCCACAUCAUCGGCCACCGCCGCCACCACCGCUACGGACAACAAACUAACAGUUGUCGACCAAUCGGUCAAUUGUUUCGAGUUUCUACUGAACAGUUUCGGCCAAUUACUACAGCCGUACGACUAUCAGGGAUUGUUUGCCGUUUUUGGUUUCGGUGCCAGAUUUGCUGGUCAACCCACAGUCUCGCAUGCAUUCAAUCUGAGACUGGGUGUCGGCGGUGGCCAACAAUCGGUAGUUCCCUACUGUGACAGUGUUGACGAUAUGCGCCGAUGCUAUCGGGCAUCGCUCAAGUCUAUGAUACCGUCGUCGUCGUCCAACUCGGCCAACACUGGCCGWCCGUUUGCACCCGUUAUCAAUCAUGUCGUACAGUUGACGAAAAAUUUUCAAAACGGUAGACACUAUUUUGUCUUUACUAUACUGACCAGYGGCUGCCAUACGGAUACGGCCGAUACACUCGAAGCCAUUGUCCGGGCGUCGGCAAUGCCGGUCAGUAUUGUCAUUGUCGGYGUAGGCAACUGUCCGUUCAAUCAUCUGAAACGGCUGAGCGGUGACUCUACCUGUUCUCGUGGUUGCCGUACCUAUAGAGACAAUGUACAGUUUUUUCAAUUGAAAAAUUAUCAAACAUCGACACAUAUACUGGAAAGUAGACUAACAAACACUAUAUUGCAAACAAUACCCAAACAAAUGCUUGAAUAUAUGGAGUCUAGAAAUUUUGUACCGAAAAACACAAGUUUAGUGUAA
Oppia nitens is the source of this 1903-nucleotide messenger RNA. RefSeq names its product copine-8-like. The record is from RefSeq and is a predicted model, not a curated record. The coding region runs from base 23 to 1903 and encodes 626 amino acids. Gene Ontology annotation, molecular function: calcium-dependent phospholipid binding. Gene Ontology annotation, cellular component: plasma membrane. The transcript has 3 exons. Gene Ontology annotation, biological process: cellular response to calcium ion. NCBI's taxonomy places the organism in Eukaryota, Metazoa, Arthropoda, Arachnida, Sarcoptiformes, Oppiidae.